ACUCUAGCCUACAGGUGGGUUCUUUCCCUUCGGGUGGUGGUUUUUCCGGCGUUGGUGCUCCGAUGGAGGAAGUCGCCGGCGAGCUGAAGCGGACGGAGGUGAAGAAGGAGGACCUCUCCAAGGCGUACGAGCAGCUGCAGUCGCAGCUCUCCUCGUUCCUCUCCUUCACGCUCCCGUGGAAGGACCUGGAGGACCACCUGGAUGGCGUCCGGCGGUCGCUCGAGCGCCGCUCCGAGGAGCUCGAGGAGCGGGCCCGCGCCGUCGCGUCCCAGGAGGAGGGGCUGCGGUCGGCGCGGCGGAGGGCCGAGGAGCGCGAGGAGGAGGCCCGGAGGAAGGAGGCGGACCUGAGGUCCGUGGAGGAGCGGCUCGAGAGAUGCAGGGACGAGCACAGGAAGGAGGAGGGCCGGUUGGUCGCGACGCGCGACGCGCUUAGGGAGUGUAUCUCGCUGAAGAGGGACAAGAAGAAGGAGCUGAGCACUCUGGUGGAGAAGACCGGGGAAUGUCGCCGGGAUUACGAUUCGAAGAAGGAGGAGGUGGAGGCUGUGCGGCGGGAGCUGGACUCGAAGGAGAAGAAGGUCGGGGUGGUGCAGAGUUUGCUCCAGGAAAAUGCUCGGGAACUUGGUGCGAAAGCGGAGGAGUUGGGUUCGGUGAAGCGUGCUCUUGAUGAGUGCUCUGGCGCGGUUAAAUCGGCAAGGGAGGAAUGGGCUGCGGUGCAGAGUCUUCUCGACCACACUCUCAAGACGCAUGCCGAGAGUGAGAAGAGGCUGAGCGUUCUGGAGCGCGCGAUCGAAGAGUGCGAUGAGGAGGUCGCGGCGAAAGCCGAAAAGUUGCGGUCUCUCGAAGAUAAGAUGAGCGGCUGUCGAGUUGAACUCAGGGCGAAGGAGGAGGAACUCGAGGGAAUCUGUAGGUCCGUCGAGGAGCGGUCCAAGGAGCUCGAAUGUAAAGAGGGUCGACUCCGUACUGUCAAUGUAUUGAUCGACGAGCACAGAGAGGAGCUCAAAUCCAAAAAAGGGGAGCUUGAGGGAAUCGACAGGUUGAUCGAUGAGCGGUCGGUGGCACUUGCUUCGAAAGAUAACAAAUUGGGGUCCAUUAAAACAUCUAUCGGGAAGCAUUCCAAAGAAAAUAUGGUGGAGUGGCUGAAAUGCUCAGGUUCAUGCUAUUUUGGCAUCACACAUAUAUAUAUAUUGCUUUUUUGGCAAGUUCCAUACGGUUCUUUGGGAUCUAUUCAACGGAGGCAAAUAAAGACCGAGGAACCAGAAAAUUUUGCUGUGCACAGUGCAGAUGAUUCUUCUGUUGAAUAUCCACCACCACCAACUAUGUUAGCUAGAAAAGAUUUGCAGCUUUUCCAAACUGGGCUUUUGAAUGAGAAUGCUAUGAUAUGUGAAGAAAUCUCCCAAACGCUGCAAAACUCAUCUGACCCUGCAAAAGUUGUUCUGGAUGUUAUUGCGGGGUCUUAUUCUCAAUACUCAAACAGUAAGGAUAUGAAUUUGCGGACAGAUGUUAUGAGCAGUCAAAUUGUACUGUUAGAGCAGCUCGUGAGAAUUUCGCCUUCAAUAACACAUGAGGUUAAAGAAGGAGCAAUGAAGCUGGUGAGAGAAUGGAAAGCGAAACUGUCUGAUAAACCCGACAGCGGUUUGGAGGUUUUGGCAUUUCAGAAUUUCUUGGCUGCAUACAAUUUGAUUUCUUUGUUCAAUGAUGCUCCUCUGUUGGGCCAUACCCUUGGUCUUGUCAAUGAGAUUACAGCGCCAGCCAGCAUACCUGCUUCUCUCUCCAGAGUCCAUCUGCAACCACCCGGAGAGAAGAAACGCUCGGCUAGUGACGCAGCAAUCGAUGUGCAAUCCCAAUCCUGUGCACGUAAGUGCAAGCACAUGAUGAACAAUCAGGGAGGUCCCAUGUAAUCCUCUUUUUGACUAAGGUAUUCUUUGCUGAAAGGAGGCCGGAGAGAUUUGUGUGGUGGCAUUGCCAGACCAAAUCUCAUAUGAUUUCCAGGGGACAUUUGUUGCUGAUGACGUACAGGAUGUAUAGACGAUAGGUCUUGUUUUCCCAGGAGAAUGUGUACUUAGGUUUCCUAACAUAUGCGGUGUCCCAUGCUUGCCAAGCGAGUUAGUGCUUUUUGUAUGCAGACGUUUUCAGGAAGCUCUCGGUGAACAUUGGUAGCAGUGUGCAGAAUGCUUCGGACAAUGGAAGUAACUGAAGUUCAUGUUUUACUCA
Messenger RNA from Syzygium oleosum, 2211 nucleotides. RefSeq lists its product as uncharacterized. The transcript has 3 exons. The coding region runs from base 63 to 1898 and encodes 611 amino acids. The record is from RefSeq and is a predicted model, not a curated record. Lineage: Eukaryota; Viridiplantae; Streptophyta; Magnoliopsida; Myrtales; Myrtaceae.